Molecule: messenger RNA, 2389 nt
Organism: Notolabrus celidotus (New Zealand spotty)
Lineage: Eukaryota; Metazoa; Chordata; Actinopteri; Labriformes; Labridae
Gene: sars1
Product: seryl-tRNA synthetase 1
Exons: 11
Coding region: 59-1597 (512 amino acids)
Biological process (GO): seryl-tRNA aminoacylation
Cellular component (GO): cytosol
Molecular function (GO): ATP binding; serine-tRNA ligase activity; tRNA binding
Source: RefSeq, a predicted model, not a curated record
CUGGCGUAGUGAGCACCUCCACACUUCCUCUGACAGACAGCGUGGAAGGAUCGGAAGGAUGGUGCUCGACUUGGACCUGUUUCGGACCGACAAAGGCGGCGACCCUGAAGCCGUCCGUGAAACUCAGAGGAAGAGGUUCAAAGACGUGACCCUGGUUGAUAAACUGAUCGCUUCGGAUACAGAGUGGAGGAAAUGCCGCUUCACUGCAGACAACCUCAACAAGGCUAAGAACCUCUGCAGCAAGAGCAUCGGGGAGAAAAUGAAAAGAAAGGAACCAGUUGGAGAUGACGACUCCGUACCUGAAGAAGCGCAGAACCUGGAGUCUCUAACGGCUGACACUCUGUCGGCCCUCACUGUAACUCAGAUCAAGAAGGUGCGUCUGUUGGUGGAUGAGGCCGUGGAGAAGACGGACAGUGAGAGACUUAAGUUUGAGGCAGAGCGCUUCGAGUACCUGAGGGAGAUUGGAAACCUUCUGCAUCCAUCUGUACCCAUCAGCAAUGAUGAGGACGCAGACAACAAGGUGGAGCGUACCUGGGGUGACUGCACUGUGCAGAAGAAGUACUCUCAUGUUGACCUGGUGGUCAUGAUCGAUGGCUUUGAAGGGGAGAAGGGAGCUAUUGUAGCCGGGAGCAGAGGUUACUUUCUGAAGGGGCCGCUGGUUUUUCUGGAGCAGGCUCUGAUCAAUUAUGCCUUGAGGAUACUGCACAGCAAGAACUACACCAUGCUCUACACGCCCUUCUUCAUGAGGAAGGAGGUGAUGCAGGAAGUCGCGCAGCUCAGCCAGUUUGACGAUGAGCUUUACAAGGUCAUCGGUAAGGGCAGCGAGAAGUCCGACGAUUCCUCCAUCGAUGAGAAGUACCUCAUCGCCACUUCAGAGCAGCCCAUCGCAGCCUUCCUGAGGGACGAGUGGCUCAAACCCGAGGACCUGCCCAUCCGCUACGCAGGUUUCUCCACCUGCUUCAGACAGGAGGUGGGCUCCCACGGCCGAGACACCCGCGGGAUCUUCAGGGUGCACCAGUUCGAGAAGAUCGAGCAGUUUGUCUAUGCCUCCCCACACGACGACAAGUCAUGGGAGAUGUUCGAUGAGAUGAUCGGGACGGCGGAGGAGUUUUAUAAGUCUCUAGGAAUUCCUUAUCGCAUUGUGAACAUCGUCUCUGGUGCCCUGAAUCAUGCAGCCAGUAAGAAGCUGGAUCUGGAGGCCUGGUUCCCCGGCUCUGGUGCAUUCAGAGAGCUGGUCUCCUGCUCAAACUGCCUGGACUAUCAGGCCAGACGUCUCCGCAUCCGAUACGGGCAGACCAAGAAGAUGAUGGACAAGGCGGAGUUUGUUCACAUGUUAAACGCAACCAUGUGCGCCACCACACGUGUGAUGUGCGCCAUCCUGGAGAAUUUCCAGACCGAAGAGGGCAUCGUUAUUCCAGAGGUGCUCAGGCAGUUUAUGCCUCCUGGUUUAACAGAGAUGAUCAAGUUUGUGAAGCCCGCUCCCAUCGAUCAGGAGAUGUUAAAGAAAGCAAAGAAGCAGCAGGAAGGAGGGAAGAAGAAGAAGCAGCAGGGAGACCUGCCCAACGCCAUGGACGGCAUGUCCGUCAACGACUCAUAGACUUAUCUGAGCGUACGAUCACGUCACCGGCUGCACAGAUAGAAACUGACGGAGCAGAGCCUUGUGUGUCCUGACUGAGGGUCACAUCUGUUAGAAAACCUGACGUAGUGAAGGCUCUGUGUUGUCUGUUUCUAUCUGAGUGGACGGUGCUUUCAUCUCAGCAGUUCUACCCCCAUCCACUUGAAGCACACUUAAAAAAGGGAAACCUCUGUGCUCUCAGUCAUCUACAGAUUCCACUGACCACCUGUCUGUCUGUCUCUGUCCUCUUCAAACAUGUGCAGCAACACCGAGCCUAAAUCAAACCAAUAAAAGACAGCAGUGCAAUUUAGUUAGAGUUCCACCUCCCCUCUCUGGAGAGAUGGGAGCGUAGCGCAGAUAAAACCACAGGUUAUAACAGGUGAAUGUUUGUUUCCUGAACUUUCGGGGUGUAAGUGUCGAUGAAAGGUGUGGUUUUUGUAUAACUCCUCAUUAUUCAUCAUUGAGACCAAAACCUUCAUCUCCUCUGUGAAACAUGGUCGGUUCUUUCCUGUCAAAGUUAAUCUCACGACUGUAAUCCAAACAAUCAGGUGUUGGAGUUUCCCCUCUGUUUUAGGCUUUGCUUCACGUCCUCUCAAACCACAAUCAUCAUCAUCCUCCAUCUUUGUUGCUUGACGUCAUUGUUGACAUAAGGCUGUCCACGAGCUUCUGAUUGAGACAUCGACAUUGUAAGCACUUGCUAAUACAAAUAUAUAUAAAUAUAUAAAUGAAUGAUUGGGCGUUAAAUACAUCAGAUUAAAUACAGUUGGUAUGGAA